CUCAGCAAGUGCCUGAUUCUACUGUCGUUUUUUUUCUUCUCAAGAUUUAUCACGGCACGACGCUCUUGAGUAACCACGAGUUCCCGAUUUUCGGCCACUCACCACCCUCACAUCGAUAGCUCCGGAUCGUGGCUGCAGCCCGUCGUCGAUCUAGCUUACUCUGCAUCAUACCUUGGUGGAUAUAGGGACCAAUUCCCGUUUCUCGGUCCUCUUGGUCAAACCCCUUCUUUAGACGUCCCCGACCCCGACGGGACAUAGCCAUAGCGACCACCAUGUUGUCGCCAUCACUGUCGCUGAAGCGCUCCUUGCUUCUUUCAGCCCUCUUUGCCUCUUCCCUGCUAUCGACUGGUGUAUUGGCGCAACAACCAUCGUCGUCGACAUCUAUCUCUCCUAGCUCGGCUAGCACAUCAAAAGUGACCAUCACUCCUACGGCAUCCGAAACCUCGCCUACUUCGACCGGAACUGAGACUGUCCCCCCAUUGACGAUUGGGAACACAGAUGCAGCGACGGGACCACCUACACUCCUAACCGGUCUUCCAACUCUCACCAAAAUUGGUAUCCCGGAUUAUCCCGCGCCGACCGUUCCUCCUACACAAAAUGCGCCCUUCAUGAAACACUCGUCGCUCCCCGACGGCACCGUCUUCAUCUGCGUCGGCGCCAUCCUCGGCGCCUUUGGUCUGGCUAUUGUCAUCUGGCGAACCGUCAUUGCCUGUCUCCUCCACCGUUCCGUCGAGCGCGCUGCUAUGGCCCAGAACCUCGGCGACGACAAGGGCUUCCCGUCCCCGCCCAAGUUCUACAAGUAUUCAGAUCUCAACUCGAACCCCUCGCUCGUCGGCGGUAGCAACACCGGCCUCGCCAGCAACCGCAAGUCGCGCGGCCCGGCGCCCGCCGCCGGUACCCCCAGCCAAAGCCAGCUGUUCUUCUCGCCGACUGCGCAACCGGGAGACCGCAACAGCACCAUGGCCAACAACCGCCACUCGACCUUCCUUCCCUCCGGAUUCUACGCUUCUUCGGCCGCUGCUCCUAUGGGUCACAGUCACGGUAACUCGAUCAGCAUGUCGAACCUCCGCCCGAUGUCAAGACGGCCUAGUGGUGGUAGCAUGAUGGGACAGACGCCGCCCGAGUCGCCGAAUGUUGGACCGGUAAUGGGUACGACGACGAGGACGUCACCGUCCAGAGGUUUUAGCAGUAGCUCGGUCAACCAGUUGAACAGACCAGAGAGUGGGCGCGCACCGAGCGCGUUCUUGGAUGAUUUGCUGGGCGAUAACCCGCAGGCGUUCCCUCCUCCGGGGGGAUACAAUAACCCGGGCUAUCACGGGGGUCAUCAUGAUCCUAGGCACAGUGGGAGGUAUUAAGUUGGUUGGGAUUUGGAACAACCAGAAGACCAUGGG
Neurospora hispaniola is the source of this 1391-nucleotide messenger RNA. RefSeq lists its product as uncharacterized. Gene Ontology annotation, cellular component: fungal-type vacuole. Lineage: Eukaryota; Fungi; Ascomycota; Sordariomycetes; Sordariales; Sordariaceae. The coding region runs from base 273 to 1355 and encodes 360 amino acids. The record is from RefSeq and is a predicted model, not a curated record. The transcript has a single exon.